Messenger RNA from Strongyloides ratti, 909 nucleotides. RefSeq names its product Heparin sulfate O-sulfotransferase. The transcript is spliced from 2 exons. Gene Ontology annotation, molecular function: heparan sulfate 2-sulfotransferase activity. The coding region runs from base 1 to 909 and encodes 302 amino acids. Lineage: Eukaryota; Metazoa; Nematoda; Chromadorea; Rhabditida; Strongyloididae. Gene Ontology annotation, cellular component: membrane. The record is from RefSeq and is a predicted model, not a curated record.
AUGUCUCAAAUUGAAGAUGAUGAAAAAUCUCGACAAAUAGAAAUAUCAGAAAUAAUAACAAAAGACUCUGAGCAAUUAAUAAUAUAUAAUCGUAUACCAAAAACAGGUUCAACAACAUUAACAAAUGCUAUUGGAUAUGAUUUGUGUAAAGUAAAUAAUUUUCAUUCUAUACAUCUUAAUAUGACCAAAAAUAGGUAUAUGAUGAAUCUUAUUGAUCAGGGAACGUUUAUUAGAAAUAUAAGUAAAUGGAAAGAUAAAUUACCUGCCUUCUAUCAUGGUCAUGUUGCUUUCAUUGACUUUACCAAAUUUGGAUAUACUAAUCCUAUUUAUAUUAAUAUGAUAAGAGAACCAUUAGAUAGACUAUUAUCACAUUAUUAUUUUCUUAGAUAUGGUGAUAAUUAUAGAAUUGGAUUAAAAAGAAGUAAGGCUGGAAAUAAUGAAACAUUUGAUGAUUGUAUUAAAAGAAAAGGAAAUGAUUGUGAUAUUAAAAAUAUUUGGCUUCAAAUUCCUUAUUUUUGUGGAUCUCAUUCUUUUUGUUCUGAACCGGGUAAUAAUUUUGCUUUAGAAACUGCAAAAAAAAAUUUUUUAAAUCAUUAUUUAAUUGUUGGAACAACAGAUAAAUUAGAAAAAUUGAUUAAAAUGUUAGAACAUUUAGUUCCAAAAUUUUUUAAAGGUGCCUAUAAACAUUUUAAAGAGUUACCUGCAAGUAAAACUCACUUAAGAAGUACACUAAAAAAAAUUCCACCCACUGAAGAGACAAUAAAUAUUGUAAAAGAAAAUAAAAUAUAUCAAAUGGAAAAGAAUUUUUAUGACUUUGUGGCAUAUGAAUUUGAUAGAACAUGGGAAAAAAUUUUUACAAAGGAUACUUUUUUACAAAAUCAAUAUCAUUAUGAAAAAAUUAAGCCAUAA